CUAUCCGCCGGACGGGGUUUAUGUAAAUGGAUGAUUCUGUAUAAAAAUGUCGAGAUACCGCAGCACUUUGAUUGUUGCAAUUGGACAUCAGACAAGAUGGAGAAGCACGUACCAGUAAUCCUUGCUGCCUCUUUGUGCCUGUGUUUAGUGUACACUGCUGUCGUCCCAGCAAAGACGCCCCCUAUGUGCCUCAUGAAUUGUUUGUCAGAAUGGCUGCCUUGUGAACACGAGUGCCGAGUGGACUAUCCGAACAACCCAACAGAAAUGAAGGCCUGUGCUGUCGAAUGUGAGGCGGAGAGGGUUGAAUGCAUGACGGUGUCCGUUGACCCUGUCUGUAAUAAUAACACUGCCAAUAACCAGCUUCACGUGCCAUUUAAAACAAUUUUUUGAUGAUGUAGCUUAGUAUUGCUGGUGGCUAAUCUUUUUGGCUCGGUGAUAUUGUUAUUAGCGUCCAUUUAUUAUGUAGUUGUUAGUCAAAGAUAAAACUCUGUGUAUUCAUAAUGUAUUAAAAUCGUUGUUGUUUGAUUAUGGCAUUGCCAAAAAAAUAAAAAAAUAACAAAAUAG
Molecule: messenger RNA, 564 nt
Organism: Ostrea edulis (European flat oyster)
Lineage: Eukaryota; Metazoa; Mollusca; Bivalvia; Ostreida; Ostreidae
Exons: 2
Coding region: 31-390 (119 amino acids)
Source: RefSeq, a predicted model, not a curated record